Messenger RNA from Sordaria macrospora k-hell, 1398 nucleotides. RefSeq lists its product as uncharacterized. Gene Ontology annotation, cellular component: plasma membrane; SNARE complex; endomembrane system. Gene Ontology annotation, biological process: vesicle fusion; intracellular protein transport; exocytosis. Gene Ontology annotation, molecular function: SNAP receptor activity; SNARE binding. NCBI's taxonomy places the organism in Eukaryota, Fungi, Ascomycota, Sordariomycetes, Sordariales, Sordariaceae. The record is from RefSeq and is a predicted model, not a curated record.
AUGGACAACAAUCAGUACGGAUACGGUGGAAGAGACCCUUCCUUUGACCAACGGGAUGGCGCCGCUGGUGCUUAUUCCCCGCUGGGUGGAAGGGACCAGUCUCCCGCCCCCUAUGCCGGAGGAAACUAUGGAGGAAACACAAUGGAGAUGAGCUCAAUCAACAACGGAGGCUCCUUUGCCGGUGAUCCGACUGCAAUCCUGAACGAGUGCCGAGAAAUCGACAAUGGAAUCGAACAGAUCGAGGGAAAUCUACGGGAACUGCGAAGACUGCAGGACCGCUGCCUCGCCGAGGCCGAUUCAUCCGCGAGCUCAUCGAGCCGGCAACUAGAUGCACUCAACACCGAGACCAUGGCCUUGUACCGCACCAUAACCGAUCGCGUCCGAAAAAUCAAGUCGAGCCCCGAGGGCCGCCAGCCCCGAAACCAGGCCCAGGUUGGCCGCGUUGACCGCCGAUUGCGACAAGCGAUUCAGGACUACCAGGGCGUCGAGUCCUCGUUCCGCAAGAAGAUGCAGGACCAGAUGGCCCGCCAGUACCGCAUUGUGCGCCCCGAUGCCAGCGAGGACGAGGUCCGGGCUGCCGUGGAGGAUACUAGCGGAAACUCGCAGGUCUUCCAGCAAGCCUUGAUGCAGAACAACCGCGUGGGCGAGGCGAGAGCUGUGCUCAGUGCUGUACAGGACCGCCACAAGGCUUUGCAGAGGAUUGAGCAGCAAAUGGUGGAGUUGGCGCAGCUGUUUGAGCAGUUGAACACGUUGAUUGUGGAACAGGACGUCAAGAUCCAGGCCAUUGAGCAGACGAGUGAGGAGGUGGUCGACAAUCUCGACAAGGGCAACGAGGAGAUUGCAGUGGCAGUACAGACGGCGCGGGCCACUCGCAAGAAGAAAUGGAUGUGCUUGGGUAUCUGCGUGGCCAUUAUCGUGGUGGUCGUUAUCAUAGUGGUGGUCUAUGUCGUCGUCACCCACCCUCCAGGCGGCGGAAACAAAUCGGAGGAAAACAAGAAGCGCGGUCUUAUGCCACGAAGCGUUACCGAUGAUUUGCAAAUGAACAACGCCCGAGCUAUUCAAAUUGCCGCUCCCAUGACCGGCCCUAUCUCUCGUAUUUACGGACAGUCAAAGAACUCUCUCGGCAGGAGGCUCUCACCCGAAGGUCUCAACCGCAUUACUUCGCCCUACAAAAAGGCAACUCAGCCAGCAAGAAAGGAGAAACGAUUUGUGAUCACAGAUGAAAUCCUCGAGUUUAUGGAACAAAAUAACGCGGUGGCUUCACGUGGUCCCCAUCGGGCCGGAAAGCGCUUCGUCAUCACGGACGAAAUUUUGGAAAGCAUGAGAGGCGGCAGCAAAGUGGGGGGCCAUGAACAGUUCGUUCCAGGUCACCAUAAGGAUGCGAACGAUGGCGAAUGA